AUGCUUCAACCCACGACGCCUCUCGCUCGCCCCGCAACGGGUGCUCAUCGUGCUGUCGCAAACGUGAAUGAUGAUUACGAAAGAUGGUAUAUGGAGGGAACAAACAACAACCGCAUGCUGCUUGCCAUUCGGUCAGGGAUCCCUACCGAGAUCGGUUGGGCUCUGGACAGGCUAUGCCGGCUAGCGCAAAACGACCAAUUCUCCGUCCGCAACACUCCGGGUCUUCUUGACGCGCUCUUCGAGUGGCCGGAAUGGUAUCUGGUUCAGGCCGGAGAUGCUGCUACGCAAUCUCGCUCCUUGUUCUGCGCACCUCCGGAUGUCGAACGCAAGCGCAGGUUUGCGCUAGACUCAAUGGCCAUUCUCCGCAAUGCAUCCCUCAACGAGUCAAAUGCGGGAGAUAUAGCGCAGCACAAGAAGACGAAACCGUUGGUCCUCGCCGCCCUUUACACCCUUCGAACAAACGCGGAUGCCGAUAGCGAGUUUUUGUUGUAUUGCAUUGAGCUAUUGCAUCUCGUUGUGCCCGGCUGGGUGAUCCCUACACGAAGUCAAGGGGCAAUGAAUCCCAUCCCUCGUCUCAUGGAUAUGUCCGCAAACUCCUCCAACCGCUCCAUCAUCAUUGGUUCUCUACACGCCUUGCACAUCAUUUUCUCGACCCCGGCGAAUUCCAUUCAUCUUACUGCCGACUCUUCCGCUUUGGAAGCUUCGCUGCGUUAUCUGCCACUACUCCCUGAUAAGCCAUUAAUAGAUGCAUGCGUCAAUUACUUAUAUUCCCAUCUAUCGCACCCUGCUAUGGCGAAGGCUUUCUUGUUACAUCCGAACCUUACUGCGGCGCUGAAACUCCUGGUCAACCAGAUUCUCUCGGAACAAGUGCUUGAAGAGCAAGUGCGUGCUGUUGGCCCUCAGCUCGUAACAACACCGCUCGUCGCAUCUCCCGCACCUCAACCGCACGAAUUAACACAGGCCGAGAUCGACACUCUACUCGGCCUUCAGGAACCGGCUAGAUGUUACGAAUGGAUGAGGAUGAUGUUCAUGGAGAAGGGAGAUGGAGAGAUGACUCAAGUUGACUUUUGGACGCUGUAUCGCGAUCGGUUCACCGAGCUCACGCCUGGUAAUAUCCUUCCUGCGGCGGACGUGAUCAAGCAUGUCACAGGCGUCUUUCCCCAAGCGCAAGCGAUGGUCGUACACAACGGGGCCACCCAACGUUUCGUUGUGCGAGGAGUGGCAAGGCGAACGGACGACGUGUCUACGGAACGUCUGCGGUGUGCAUGGGGUCGAGUGCCGUGUGACGCCCCCUUGUUCACCAGUACCGGCGCCCUGGCCGAUCACGUUCUGGAACAUAUCAAUGCUCUUGAAGCGCCCGAGCACGAGUGCAUGUGGGGUCUUUGCCCUCAAACGGCCUUACCGAGGGACUCUCUGCGUCGUCAUGCCUUGACACACUUGCCAGAAGCACAGCCUAUCCCUCUUCAUCCAGAACAGGGCAGUACGAUAUCCCUUCCAUCGGCCGACUACCCCAAUCCAAUCCCUAAUCCGACGGCACGCCCACACCCGCCCGCGGGUAAGGACACGUUGAUAUUUAAGAGGGCGCUUGUCGACCCGCCUUCUAGCGCCCUCACCUCCCUGCUCUGUGUGCGUGUACUGUAUCGCACUGCACAUGCAUCCAUAGAGACGGCCCCGAAACGAGAUGCAGACCAUUUCGGCUUCCCGGGCGUGGUUGAUGACGAAGAAGAUGAAGCUCAAGAGGAGGUGACGACGAAUGAGAGGGAAGAGCAGGCGUUGGGGCGGGGUAAACGCGCGUUUGUAAGGGUUCGGGGCUUGCUCUCUGAGGUCUUGAUGAAGCAAGAGAGUUUGCAGGGUUGGGUCACGGAAAUGGUGCAGGCCUCGAUGUAA
Molecule: messenger RNA, 1887 nt
Organism: Peniophora sp. CBMAI 1063
Lineage: Eukaryota; Fungi; Basidiomycota; Agaricomycetes; Russulales; Peniophoraceae
Source: the annotation of a GenBank genome assembly